CAUAACUGUUUUCAUAUGUUGCAGGUAGACAUCUGGGAUUGACCGAAGACCCGAUCUGUUGACUGUACCGAUCUACAGGACUCCCAACUGCCAGAUCAGACCAGGAAAUUCAAUACUGCAUAGAAGUCAAGGUUUACUCCACGUUUUCAUAUUUGAGCAAGCACAUUGACAGGGACACCAUCUGAAGGACAUUUCAUUCUUCAAGAAGCUCUUUUGCCCAAAUACUCUACAUCAGAAGACUGACCAAAUUCUCUGGAAUUACACAAGUAUCUUUCAACCUGAAGGAAAGAGGGAACACAGGAUGAAGUGAUUGUAGUGACUAAUAAAUUUGAAUAUGAAAUCUCUGAUAUAUGAUAGAGUCAAUCAUCAAACUUAGAAACUUGUCGUUGGAGCAAGGACAGUGCUGUGGCACACAAUAAAGUAGUUUCCUCUUCCUAGUUUUUGCUGAGGAAUCGAGCCAUUUUUCUGCAUCCGAUGUGGAGGGUAACCAGUUCAAGCUGGCACCCAACAGGACACUCGACCGUGCAUUGUCAAAAUGUCUGCCGAUAGCGGUGUCGACGAAACAGAGAUGCAACCCCUUCACCCGGGCGGCAGCAGUGACACUCAAGCGGACUAUGACGCCCCUACCGAGACGACCACGACCACCGCCAAGAAGCUCAACAAGUCUGCGCUGUCCAGCCGGCCCCAGCGGGCCAGGGUGGGCUUCCUGGGAGUGGCGGACGAGGACGAAGACGACUUCGACGAUGACGAACAUUCGGAGAUGCGUAAGAAAGUCAAACAGGAGUUCAAUAAGAUGAACGGGAGGUCAUCGAGCAGCCAUGCCAGGCUGGCCCAGCAGCGGAUGAGCCUGCUGGGAAAGCCACUUAAUUACAGGGUUUCCAAGAGAGAUGCAAGAUUUAGGAAAGUACAAACAAGGAUAUAUAACUUUCUAGAGAGACCCACAGGAUGGAUGGCAGUCUUGUAUCAUGUUUUAGUAUUUCUGUUACUGUUUACGUGCCUUGGUGUGAGCAUAGUUGCCACCGUUGAUAACCCUACUCUACAAAUCACCUGCAACCAUAUAGUUUUUAUACUGGAAAUAAUUGCUGUCCUGAUCCUGAGCACAGAAUGUACGCUUCGUAUCUGGUCUGCGGGAUGCCGCAGCCGCUACCAAGGUCAUUAUGGAAGGCUCAGGUUUAUCAGGAGACCCCUUUGUAUACUCGAUAUUGUUGUAGUCAUAGCUUCAGUCCUAAUCAUUGUGAUAGGCAGCCGCAACGGUCGCUUCCUCGAGCCAGCAUUCCGUGGUCUUCGCUUUAUUCAGAUCCUGCGAAUGGUUCGGGUUGACCGGCGUGGCAACACCUGGAAACUUCUAGGCUCUGUUGUCUGGGCACACAGACAGGAGUUGCUGACAACAUGGUAUAUUGGUUUCCUGGCCCUAAUUUCAGUGUCUUUCUUAGUGUUUACAUUGGAGCAUGGUAGUCCCGAUGAUGAUUAUAAGACUCUACCUGAUGCCAUGUGGUAUGGUCUGGUAACCUUGACAACAGUGGGAUAUGGGGAUAAAACACCAAACUCCUGGUCAGGGAAGCUAGCCGCUGCGGUCUUUGCAAUCAUUGGAAUUUCCUUUUUCGCUCUGCCUGCGGGUAUUCUUGGUUCCGGUUUUGCUCUGCAAGUCCAGCAGCAACAACGCCAGAAGCACUUUGCUCGGAGACGACAUCCAGCAGCACAACUCAUCCAGUGUCUUUGGAGAUGUUAUGCUGCAGAUCCAAACUCUAGUUCAACAGCCACCUGGAAACCUCAUAUUAAACCUGUUCAUAGCCCCACUACUGGCAGCUUCAGGUCCAAUAACUUCAUCUCCCGACUUUCCAUGAAACGCAACAACAACACGGCCAACAGUCCCAUGAUGCACCGCACCAGCGAGCGUCUCAAGAAGUCGAUCAGCUCGGAACGGGACCUGGAGGACGGGGACCACGACGAGAAGAAGACCAUGCUGAGUGUCAGGCUGAGUAAUGGCAGCCAUGGUGGUCUCUUUGGUGAGCAGGACUCCAUGAGAUCCAUUAGAAGUUUCCGCCACUCUCAUCAUCAUCAUCAUGGCAAAGAUGAUGAAGAACCACCGGUCCGUGUCACCAAGCUCACUGAGGCACACAAGAACGCCAUCAGAGCCGUACGCAAGAUCAAAUACUUUGUGGCGAGACGGAAAUUCAAGGAAGCAUUCCGGCCGUAUGAUGUCAAAGAUGUCAUUGAGCAAUAUUCCUCUGGUCAUGCAGACAUGCUGGCCAGGAUUAAGAACUUACAGAUGAGGUUAGACCAAAUCUUGGGCAAGUCAGGGAUGGAGAGACGGAAAGGUCGUGGAGCAGGCGAUCUCGAAUUGUUUGACCCUAAUAUCAGUUUACUGUCGCGUGUAGUGAAAGUAGAGAGAAGAGUGACUCUCAUUGAUAGAAAAUUAGAUAUGUUGAUUGAGAUGUACCGUGAAGAGAGACACGCCAAGUCAGCUGCUGAUGGAGGCAAGGAGGAGGAAGGAGAACAUUCCCAAGAAUCGGAUCCAGCUCCGAGGGGGUUUAUGAGGAGGAGAGGCUGGGGGUCGUACCAUCGGAGACAGAACGAAGCUAUUCCACAACGGGUCGAAUCCUCCGACACGUCAUCGGCGACAUCCCCCGCCGACCCGACCGCCACCACUGCAACCAUUCAGAAGCUUCCCAUCUCGUCCUCGCACCCGAGCCUCGCCGAAGAGAAGGUUGUCAAGGGACUCUUGAAGCCGUCGCACUCGCAGAGCGACGUCCACCAGAGCGGCGACGACUCCUCCAUCCACUCCCACGACCGCAUGAGCGACUCGACACUGCGUGCGGAAGGGAGCCCUCACUCCAGCGAGAAGGACAUGGAGAGUGACGUCUGCAAUCCUUCUACCAGCGAUCAAGACAUUCCAUUAUCCACCAACCCUCCCCGCUCACCCGACACGGUGUCGUACGCUAGCAGUAGGCUGUCCAGUACAGGCAGCUCUUCUGCCUUAGACAGUGAAACAAGAAUCUAAAAAAAGUGUGUGUAUUUGAUGCUUACAUAAUGUGGAGUGUUUUUAAAACAAAACAUUUAUGGCACAUAUUGUGCGCAGUACUUAUAUAUCGUCUUUAUAUUACUAUUCCCUAUCAAUAAUAUUUCAUGAUUACAGAGCUUUAAUGCUUUCUUAUGGAUUUUAAUUUCUUUUCCAACAUUAAUUUCCUUUUCAAUACAUCGUGUCAUGCAAGCCAGCAUCUAUCUUGUUUUGAUGUUAAACAAAGAUAGAUUUAAUCAUGUAUGUUACUUUACUAUGUGUAGGAAGGGAAGGAUAUAUUUUGUCUUGUGUCCUGUUGGGAAUAAUCCAUAAGUUGAAUUUUCACGAAGUCCUUAUGUUUCUUGUGAUAUUUGUCUGUUAUCCUCUUGGUAUUAGGAACCUAAAGGUGCUAUAUUAUGUGUUCAACCUGAUAGGUAGUCACAGUUUAAGUUUUAAACUCCAUUUAUCAACUCAAUUCUAGUUAUUGAGAAAAUCUGUGUAUGAAGCCUGACUCAAAAGUUUAUUUUGAUGACUACUAACACAUGCCCCCUUUCCUCCCUGAGAAAGUAUUGCAGUAAUGAAAAAAUUAGAUGGAUUUUGAUUAGAUAAUUAAUAAAUGAAAAAUCAACCCAAUGAAAUAGAUGAAGGAUCUCUUACUGUGAUUUAAUUUCUUCAUACCACUCUGCUUUUUAAACAAACAAUAGUUAUGUUUUUAAAUGCAUUUUUGCUUAAUUUCCACACCAAAAGCAUUCAUGGCUUGUCAUUUUGCUGUAAAUUUUGAAGUGUGGCAAAAGCAUUAGCAAGCCAAAUAGGUAUCGUGUGUUUUUAGAAGAACCUUUUUACUGUUUUACUUAAUGCAUUUUUAGGAUAUAUUUUUAGAUACACUUACGCUUAUAACCCAAAAACAGUCACGUACCAAAAAUCUUCAUUUGACAAUCCUUGUAAACAUAUACCAUUUCCAGAUCAUGAAGAAUCUUAUGAAAGUGUUUCUGCUGAUACUUUUGACUGACAUGCUAUUAUUAUGAAUUACAUUCGGAAA
Messenger RNA from Lytechinus variegatus (green sea urchin), 4037 nucleotides. Its product is annotated as potassium voltage-gated channel subfamily KQT member 4-like. The coding region runs from base 536 to 3001 and encodes 821 amino acids. Gene Ontology annotation, molecular function: voltage-gated potassium channel activity. Gene Ontology annotation, biological process: transmembrane transport; potassium ion transport. Gene Ontology annotation, cellular component: membrane. The transcript has 14 exons. Lineage: Eukaryota; Metazoa; Echinodermata; Echinoidea; Temnopleuroida; Toxopneustidae. The record is from RefSeq and is a predicted model, not a curated record.